AUGGCAACGCCUAAUCAGGAAACAGGAUCGCCAAUGGAUGGCAAUGCUUCUGACAUGCAUGAAAAUCGUGAUAGUGACAUUCAUCAAAAUGGGAUUACAAAUAACAACGACAGAACACCAACUGUCGAAUUAGUCGAAAAUAAAACUAUUUUACAACGAAUUUUUAGCAAAAACAAAGAAGAAAAACAAUCAGUCGAAAUGAUCAGCCUUCGCAGUUUGUUUCGAUACGCUCGUCCAAUCGAUGUGUUCUACAUGUUGUUGGGUAGUGCCGCUGCUACUGCACACGGAGCUGGAUGGAUAUUGCUCGAGUUGAUCUUUGGAAACUUGGUAAAUAUAUUCACCAAUCGUGUACACAGUUUAUGUUCACUGAAUAUUAGUGCUAUCUCUCAAGAAUACUGUCCGCCAGAUGUUAAUUUGACACUAACCAAUGUUUUUACUUCAGCCACGUACGUACAAGUACAGUUUUCUUAGAUAAGAACUGAAUCUUGACACUAAGGCAGGCAAGAAAAGCUAACAAUAUGAUGAUGAAAACACGGUUAAUUUAAGUAAAUAAAAAUGUUUCCAUGAUUUAGAAAAUAUACGUGUAUAGGAGUUCGAUUUUUUUCAAUUUUACAGAGCAUUAUCGUUUUUUUCGUUUUGAUUUCAUCGAGUUUACAACUAUCUUAAAAGAC
This is a messenger RNA of Adineta steineri, 671 nucleotides long. NCBI's taxonomy places the organism in Eukaryota, Metazoa, Rotifera, Eurotatoria, Adinetida, Adinetidae. The record is from the annotation of a GenBank genome assembly.